CAAGAUUCUUGAUGCACGUUCCGAUUCCGAUGCAACCACGCGACCGUUCACUAAAUCUAAAUUUAAUCGUUUGCUAUUUAAGUUUUGUAUCUUUUUUUAUUUAUAAGCCUACACGUCACGCGUGAUACUUUCAUUAUAAUUACAACGUGAUCGAUCGGUCGUUGUUCGACUAGAAGAUUUACCUAACGAUCUCUAAACGAAUAGUUAUGUCAAAUGUUUUUCUCUCAUAUUCCCGAUUUACCCUUUCGAGUAACAAGUAGUCUUUCUUCGAUUGUUAUUAAAUUCGAGAAAUCUAACGUUAACGAAAAAAACAAAUGAUCUCACGAUGCAUGUAUACCUGAGCAUCUAUCAAACAAAGUCUAUCCUCACGUGGUCUUUUACGUACCGUUUCCAGUUUCUGUACAUACAUAUAACAAUAGAUCGCAUUAUGUAAAGUACGAUAAAUUCUCUUAAUUAUCGUGUAAUUUACGAAGAACACUCUCAUAGAUUAAUUAUUAGAUUCGCACGUGAUAAGAACAGUAUUAUUUGUAAUCUUUUCGAUCUCGCUUUAAGAAUAUUUCUAUAACCUCAAACUGAGUUCGAAUUCUCGAAGGCGAUCAACAAUAUUACCGCAAUCGAAUUCGAACUACGUUCUAAACAUUUUUACGUACUAUGUGCGUAUAUACCGUGCAGCACUUGCGAUCGUUUUAAGGAUAUAUUCGUUCGAGAUAUACUACCACGAUGCCUCUGCUCUACCAGUGCAUCAUAUGUGAACACGCGAACAAAUCAAUCUCGGAUCUCCACGAUCAUCACACGCAAGACCACAAUCUGCAAGAGCUGUCACGGACUCUCAUCGAUCUCCACGGGUUCAAAAUUUGGAAUGACAAGACCCUCCCGAAGCCCCCGGGAUCCUCGCCUCAACGUGAUAUGAGACCAGUGAGGAGACCAUCGGAUUCGGGUGAUACAAACAAUAACGAGAACUUGUACAACGGUUUCAUUCCCAGACCUAGAGUAUCGAGUAACAGUAAUUGUAAAAAACAAAAACAAGUGAUUAAUUGGCCGAAAGAAAAUGAACAUGAUGAGACAAAAUGUGCAAUAGACUGCAGCCCAUUCAUUCCCUGGGAGCGUGAAUUGAACAAAAGAGAAGAGAUAAACGACGAUGAAUUUCUCGAUAGCGUCGAGAGCCUUUGCUAUGAUUUGGGCAAAAGAAAACGUAGAGGAAGGAAGAAGAAAGUGAAGAUAGAAACGGAAAACAGAAAUGAGAAUGAGAACGAGAAGAAUCUUAUGGAGUACAUAGAAAAUGUUAUAGGCGUAAAGCCCGCAGUCGCUGAACAGCCGAUGAUCAAGAUCGAGCCGAUGAUCAAGAUCGAGCCGAUGUUCAAGAUUGAGCCGAAGUAUCAAGAAGAAACUUCGUCCUUGGAAAAUAAUGAAAAUUCCACUAAUGUUGAUGCCAAUGUUAUGCCGAAGAGAACGAAAAAGGAAGAUACGAUUAGAAGCGUUGAGAAUACGACUGUACUGGCCGAAACGAACGCUGCUGAUAAUAGUAUUCUACCGACGCAAACGAAAAAGAUAGUCGAGGACGUUAGGAAUGACGAGAGUAAAACCGACAGAGAUAAAAAUAUUUUAAAUAAUGAACCGAUGUGUAAUAUUUUUUCAUGGAACACUAUAAUCACCGUGCACGCCGACGAACGCGACACGUAUACCGAAGGAAAGAACAGUUAUUACGAAUUGAUGCUACCGAAUAUCGAAACUUUUCUUUGAACAAAUUUAUAUAUUAUUUUAUGCUUUCAUUUUGCAAAACGAAAAGAAAUAUAUAUAUAUACAAAGACUGAA
Messenger RNA from Ceratina calcarata, 1812 nucleotides. RefSeq lists its product as uncharacterized. The transcript is spliced from 2 exons. The coding region runs from base 721 to 1740 and encodes 339 amino acids. Lineage: Eukaryota; Metazoa; Arthropoda; Insecta; Hymenoptera; Apidae. The record is from RefSeq and is a predicted model, not a curated record.